GCGUGAUCAUGCUCAGCAUACCUCCAGCUCCGCUAGGCAUCGCGGCUGUAGCCAUAGCCGCUGUGUUUGUCUUUCUCGACAUCGCUGCAGUCUCGUUAAGGCUAUGGGCGAAGAAGAUAAAGCAGCGACCGCUGGACGCCACAGACUACCUCAUCUUGGGUGCUUUGUUUUUCGCAACCGUCGAUAUGAUCACGAAAGGAUUUGGCAAGUAUUACGUUUCCUUUGAUGACGCAAUAACGUUUGCGCAAUACUUCAUCUGGGGGAUAACCAUUCUGCUCAUCAAACUUUCCAUCCUCCUCCUCUACCGCGGCAUCUUCCACUGUAUGGUAUACACGCUCGUCGCCAUAUACGCCUCGAUGGCGAUCUGCGUUGGGAUCUGGAUUCUCCAAAUCGGUAUUCUCUUCGGAUCGUGCCAGCCGCUUGCCGUCAACUGGGAUCCUUCGGUGCCAGGCAGCUGCUACUUCAAGGGCGUCAGUGAAUACGUGAUAUCCAUGUCGACGAAUCUUGCCAUGGAUGUCGUGUUGGUGCUGAUCCCGGCGCCCGAGGUCUGGAGACUGAAACACAUCUCCGUCAAGAAGAAGAUAGGCAUAAGCUGCGUGUUCGGGCUAGGAAUCUUGACGUGCAUCCUCGUUGGUCUGCGCUUCAAGUAUCUCUACGAGAUGAACAUGGCAGAUGCCACGCACGACGGCGUGCCUUCGGGCAUUAUUUCCAGUGUGGAGCUGUACCUCGGAAUCAUCUGUGCCUGUCUGCCUAUCAUGCCUCCAGCUUUCGUGCAGGCGGGGAAAAAGAUGCAAAGCAGCUAUGCCGCCGGGCUGCUCACGCGCAAGACAUCCAAAGACUCGUCGCUAGGCAGCCAGAAGCCCGAACAAACUGCUGUGGAUAGUAAAGAGCCAGAUUACGAUCAGAUUGAGCUCAAUUCGUGGCCACCCCGAACACAACAUGAAGUCUGA
Molecule: messenger RNA, 950 nt
Organism: Paraphaeosphaeria sporulosa
Lineage: Eukaryota; Fungi; Ascomycota; Dothideomycetes; Pleosporales; Didymosphaeriaceae
Exons: 4
Coding region: 9-950 (313 amino acids)
Source: RefSeq, a predicted model, not a curated record